AUGGUGGUGGAAUCGUGGAUUAUGGGCAAAUUGCUCGACUUUAAUCAUCAGAGUUUGACCCUGAGAUUCAUCGAAGCCGCGAAGAAAAAUGAAGUGGAUUCAAAGGCUGUUGACCAGACUUUGACAAACUCGAACCGAGAAUUACUCGAAAGAUGGCUAAUUCAAAUCGAAAAAGGUCGCGGAAAACUCGUCGAAAUUCUCCUCCGAAAACUACCGCUGCAGAUGGCUGAGCGAUUCUUGCUCCAACUUGAGGGUGACAGAGCCGAUGUCGUCGAAGCUGCUCUUGCUGGAGGAACUAUUGAGCGAUAUUUGGAACAGAUGGAGAGUGGAAAUACGGAGACAGUCGAGAAGAUCUUGCAAGAGUGGAACGAGUUGGGCGAUCGAUUCCUCACGCAAAUGGAGAAAAAGCGAGUCGGAACUGUCAACAGAAUUCUAGCGCUUGACGAAAAGAUGGUCGAACGUUUCCUCUCUGUUUGUGAACGAUUCGGUAACCAAAUUGCCGAUCGACUGAUCGCUCAGCUCGCAAAAAGCGAACAAAGAAAGAACUUGGCCAUCCGUCUUCUUCUGAUUCUCGAAGAAAACAAGUACGAUCUUGCUGCUCGACUUACUACCCAAGCAGAAGUCAACGACCUGUGCAUGGAACUCGCAACGAUGAUUGUUGACAAGCGCGAUUCUGGGCGAGAAGAAUUUGGAUUGAAAUACCUGGUCCAGCUCGAGAAGGAUAGAUCUGUCAUUUGCGACAGACUUUUCAAAUUCGAGGCGAAGAACAGGAGCGAGGAAUCUCGACGACUGAUGCUUCAGCUCGAGCAGGAUCGAGUCGAGUUAGCCGAAUAUAUGAUGAAUGUCUUUGAAAAAGACGAUCAAGACUUCGGCAACCGACUUUUGGGAAUGGUGGAAUUCGGCAAAUACGAUCUCGUCAUGAAAAUCUGCCGCGAAAGUCUCUACAUGACCGCUGAAGGCUCAAAGGGUGACUUUUCCGUCGCCAAAAAGCUGAUUAUGUCGAGUGGCAAUUUUCAACACCAAGUUCUGGAUCAUUUGUCGACUCAAAUUGGCAAAGGAAACUUCAAGAUCAGCCAAAGUGUUACCAACGAACUUGAAAAGCAGCAAUCAAGCUCUGACGGAGAAGCUUGCUACGGAUUCAUGAAUACUCUUUUCCACUAUCUUGAAGAAGACCCAGUCGCCCAACUCGCCCGACUUACAGGACCUGGACCUUCCGCUUCUGGAGAUGUUAAAAAUGACGCCUCGACUGUUGUUCAAAAUCUCACCGCCCUCGCCCUCGCCAUGUCUAUCAACCUGAGCCGAAAGUAA
Oikopleura dioica is the source of this 1308-nucleotide messenger RNA. The record is from the annotation of a GenBank genome assembly. NCBI's taxonomy places the organism in Eukaryota, Metazoa, Chordata, Appendicularia, Copelata, Oikopleuridae.